Lates calcarifer (barramundi perch) is the source of this 2511-nucleotide messenger RNA. RefSeq names its product linkage group 23 C10orf88 homolog (gene lg23h10orf88). The transcript has 9 exons. The record is from RefSeq and is a predicted model, not a curated record. The coding region runs from base 193 to 1479 and encodes 428 amino acids. Lineage: Eukaryota; Metazoa; Chordata; Actinopteri; Centropomidae.
GUUAAAAAUUCACCGCUUGUUAUAAAUAAUGCCUGCGACACAAGUUAAAUCAAUAGUUUUUAAAUACCUCUGAAGAAAUGCGAAGUAUAACAUUCACAACCCUAAGGCAAACAAGCUAAUCGACGGAUUCAACUGUGGCGAUUUAAAGCUUUCCUCCUUGUAGGUUACAGUCCCUGUGGCCUCUGCAGCAUCAUGGUGGACAUUGCUGUGAAGAGUGGAGCUGCUUGGGUCUGUCAUGCUCAUCUGGCUGAUGUCCUGCUUCCUGUUCACAUCAGUAAUGAAGAUAAUCAUGAAGAGGAGCUGAGUCAGUCAGAGAAAGACAAGACAAAUGGGUGCAGCCCAGUGCUGUUGGAGCAGACAGAGGAAGGGUCUCCCUGCGUCCUGACAGUUAAUUGUAGCCCCAAUGCCCCCGCUGCCAUCAGCCGCCUGCUGGUCAUCAGCGAGGCACGAACCAUGGAGCUGUAUAACCAGAUGGGAGAAUACUGUGGGACAGUACGGGGAGACAGGGAAGAAAGCAUCCAGCCGGACAGUGAAGACAGGGGGCCUUUCUUCAGGAAACAGCUGAUCCUGGAACACCCAUCAUCUGCCUGUGAAGUGAAAUUGCUCUCCCUGGCCGGUAGAAGCAGCGUCUUGGUGUGUCGAGUCAUGGUGGGUCUUCAGCCGUUACAGCCCUGCCCAGCCCGUGGCCCCGGCAUUGACAUGCAGCAGGUUCAGUGUCUGGUUGAAGAGAUGGGAACAAACCUCUCACCAGGAGCCCAGAACCUCAUGGACAUGGUCCACUUCCAGCAGAAGAACCAGACCAGCUCUCUAGGCGGUUUCCUGCCUCUCCUGAUGGGUGGUGGAGCUUUCUCUCUCCUGGCUCAGGGAGCAAACAUCUCCCCAGCAGCUGCCAGCAAUCAACCCCAGCCUGCAGAAUCCACGCCUCCAGUGGGCUUCAUCAGCCCUGUAGACGAAGCUCCACCAGCUCAGAACGGAGCAAUGUCCAAUGGCUCUACUGCCUCCUCUCCAGACUGCACAUUGUCUGAUGUCAACACUAAGAACUCAGUGAGCAGUGACAGCGGAGGCCCCGUGAGCCAUGCCCAGUUGGCAGAGAUGAUGUCACACUUCCUGAAAGGUCAAGGGCACGGACAGGUGUUAAGCUCCGGCCCUGAGCUUCUGCCCAUGCUUCAGAGCGUCUGCGGUCAGGUGACACAGCUGAGACUGGAUGAUGCUGCUGCAGCGGCAGAGAAAGAGAACAAGUUGAGAAAUGGCUCAUGGGAGUUGGACUCAGCCAUGGAGCGCCGGCUGGAAGAGAUGGAGAGGAGGCUGAAAGAACAUGUGGACCGUCGCUUGGAUGCUCUGGAGCAGAAACUGGAGAAGGCGCUGCUGAGCGCCCUGCCGCUGGUCGCCCUUAACCAGGGGGGUAUGAGCAGUUCAGCGGGAGGACCAGCAUCCACUGGACCUGUGGAGCAGACCGCCCCAACACCAGCCAUACACUGAGUUCAGAACCACUAAAAGACUAACUUAACAUGUAAGCUGGAGGCCUUACUGCCCAUGGUCCUCCUCAAACCAGACCUUAGUGUCAGAGGGGAGCCAGAGUAGGACACAGACACUAACAAGGACACAGCAGGAGGUGAAAGGCUGAAAUGGGAAAUAUGGGCAAAAUUAACCCAAUAAUUGCAAUAAUCUGCUAAAACAUAAAGCUGUGUUUCAGUAGGUGGCAAAAACCAUCACCAACACUGAAUUCUCCAAUUGUGGAGAUGGUUACUGUUAAACUUUUAUCUCUAGUAAAAAAGCAAGUGAAUGCAACACUGUUUGACAGCUGAAGUGAAUGUCCUGGAUGUAUUUUACAAUUAUGAACAUGAUGUAAUAGUUUUAGCUACAGAAACAAUGAAGUUAUAAUUACAGAAAUCCCAUGUUCAGAUCACCACCAAAAAAAAACAAAAAAAAAACAUGACCUGUGGCUGCAGUGCAUCCUGGGCAAGUUUGGCCAGAAAAUCAAGUAAAAUUAAGCAUGGCCAGCAGGGAACCUUCUGCUGCAACCUAGCUGCAGUGUUAUGAUCUUAUCCUUGUUAUUGUUGGCAGGUUUUAACAGAAUUAUUAUUUCCAUGCAACACCAGCAGAACACUCAUUUAUUGACAACAAUGUGCAUUUAAACGCUCCAAUUUGUCCGUCCAGGUUUCGUGAUCCAGAUGAUCACCCAGUCUUCAGUUGUGUCGUGACUAACAGUUAUUCUCAUUCACAGUUUGCACUGUAACUGCACUGAUCUGCUGCGGUUAGUCAGGCCUGAAUUGUUCAGUUUGUUUUGACAGUUGUGGAAAAUCCCAGAGUGAAUACACAUAGUCCUAUUACAGGAGUGUGUAUAGAGGGUGUAACUGAUUAAAAUGUAUUUUAAUAUGGCACUGUAAUGUUUUAAAUAAUGUACAUGUCUAUAAUAUAUGUAAACCAUGAAGUGACUGUUUUGACAUGUGAUGUGAAUGGUUUUAAUAACUGUACUGACGUAAAUAGCAAAUAAAAAUAUAUUUAUACAGA